AUGCAAUCUGACAUUUGCUUCUUUCUUUUUCCCCCUAAUAUUUCCUGCUGUCGUUUUUUUUCUGUUUCUCCUUUUGCACUGGCGGUAUUUGCUUUUAUUCCUCCAGAGGAGCCUCCUCCCCGCCCUCCUCAGCCAGCAGUGUUAAUCAAGAGUAAGUCUGGUUUCUCUCAGCAGCUCCUCACCCAUUGCUCCUGCCCUCUCUGUUCCCUCCUAGCUCCACUCCUUAAAGAGCCUUGCUAUGAUCCCGUAAACGACGACGAGGAUUUGACUUCCACAGGAUUAAAGAGAUUAUCGCUUCGGAAAACGGGUUCUGUCAAAGGCUUGAAACUGAAACCUGCUGCGUGGGUCUCUGCCUCCAAACAGAGCGCUGGCCGGACUUCAGGGUCAGGCCACAACCCCAACAGCGAAGUGUCCCUCAUUGACUUUGGGGAGGAGUUCCCUCCGCCCACACCGUCCCCCUCCCCUGUGGUCGAAAUCCAGAUUCCCUCGCUGGCAAAGCUGGCGCUGGAAGCAGAGAACAUCCUGGACCGGACUCCGCCUCAGAGUCCGUCUAGAUCGCUGCCCCGCCCCCUUCACCCGACACCAGUGGUGGACUGGGACGCCCGGCCGUUACCUCCGCCCCCGGCCUAUGACGAUGUAGCUCAAGACGAAGACGAUAUGGAG
Molecule: messenger RNA, 663 nt
Organism: Plectropomus leopardus (leopard coralgrouper)
Lineage: Eukaryota; Metazoa; Chordata; Actinopteri; Perciformes; Serranidae
Source: RefSeq, a predicted model, not a curated record